UCCGCGAGCUAUAAGAUUAUCGCAGUCCCUCCAUUGCAGCCUUCCUGUGCUUCUGCUCGCCACGCUUCGACGCUACUGUCGUGCAUCCAGUCACUCCUUUCACUACAUCCAACUGCUAACCCACGCUCCUUUCAUCCAUCAAAAUGUUCUUCAACCGCCUGGUCGGCUUUGCCGCCACGGCCGUCUCUGUCGCCAGUGCCGUCGACUUGACUGGCUACGAGUAUGUCGUUGUCGGCUCCGGUGCCGGCGGUGGCCCCGUUGCUGCCCGCCUUGCCAUGGCCGGCCACAAGACUCUGCUGCUUGAGGCCGGUGACGACCAGGGCGCCAACGUCAACUACACCGUUCCCGCCUACUCUGCCCGGUCCUCCGAGGACGAGGCUCUCGCGUGGAACUUCUUCGUCCGCCACUACAAGGACGACGUCCGCCAAGCUCGCGACUUCAAGACCAGCUACCAGACCCCUGAUGGCAGCAUCUACACCGGCCUCAACCCGCCAGCUGGCUCGACCAUGCUCGGCACGUUGUACCCCCGUACCGGCUCUCUCGGCGGCUGCACCGCUCACAACGCCCUUAUUGCCGUGUACCCCCACCGCUCCGACUUUGAGUACAUCCGUGAGCUGACCGGCGACGACUCGUGGGCUGCCGACAACAUGCGCACCUACUUCACCAAGCUCGAGAAGAACCAGUACCUCCUGCCGGGUGUCGAGGGGCAGGGUUACAACGGCUGGCUCGAGACCGAGACCGCUCCCCUCUCCAUCCCGCUGGGCGACCCCUCGCUCCUCAGCGUCCUCACUGGCGGUGCCUUUGCCCUUGGCAACCUGACCCAGAACAUCUUCAACCUCGCCACCCUGCUCGCCGGCAACGCCAAUGCCGACAGUGUCGAGCGCGACACCAAGCCCGGCUUCUUCCAGAUUCCUCUCUCCACCAACGACGGCCACCGCACCGGCUCCCGCGAGUUCGUUCUGGCGGUUGCCAACGCGGUCAACGACGAUGGCUCCAAGAUGUUCCCCCUCGACCUCAAGAUGAACACCCACGUCACCAAGGUCACCUUCGACCAGACCGUCACCCCUCCUCGUGCCAACGGUGUUGAGUUCCUUGAGGGCCAGUACCUCUACCGUGCCAGCCCCCGCUCCAAGAACGCCGGCACCGGUGUUGCUGGUACUGCCACUGCCUCCCGCGAGGUCAUCGUCGCCGGUGGUGUCUACAACUCUCCCCAGCUCCUCAAGCUGAGCGGUGUCGGCCCUGCUGCUGAGCUGCAGUCCUUUGGCAUUCCUGUCAUCUCCGACCUGCCCGGCGUCGGUACCAACCUCCAGGACCACUACGAGAUCAGCGUCCAGGCCCGCAAGGACAGCAACUUCACUGCUCUCGACGGCUGCACCUUUGGUCAGAGUGGCGACACCGUCGGCGCCGGUGAGGAUGCUUGCCUCGACCGCUGGAACAAGCCUAUUCUCGGCGACCGUGGCAUCUACUCGUCUUCUGGUCUCGCCGCCACCAUGUUCUACAAGUCGUCCACCUCGCCCGACAACUGGGACAUCUUUGCCUUUGGCGGCCCGGUCAACUUCCGCGGCUACUUCCCUGGCUAUGCCGUCAACGCCACCCGCGAGCACGACAUCUUCACCUGGGCCAUCCUCAAGGCUCACCCCCGCAACCAAGCCGGCGGCGUCACUCUCCGCUCCGCCGACCCUCUUGAUGUCCCGGACAUUCACUUCAACUACUACGACACUGGCUCCAGCGCCGCCGACUCGGACGCUGACCUGACUGCCAUGACCGAGGCCGUCAAGCUUACCCGCGACGCCUUCAAGCGCCAGCUCGUGCCCACCACCGAGGUCCUGCCUGGCAGCGACGUCGUCUCGGACGAGGAUAUCAAGACUUACAUCAAGGACGCCACCUGGGGCCACCACGCCUCGUCCACCUGCCCCAUCGGUGCCGACAGCGACCCCAUGGCCGUGCUCGACUCGAGCUUCCGCGUCCGCGGCGUCGCUGGCCUCCGUGUCGUCGACGCCUCCGUCUACCCUCGCAUCCCCGGUACAUUCACUGCCGUCUCGACCUACAUGGUCGGCGAGAAGGCUGCUGAUGUUAUCCUCUCCCAGCUCGAGUAAAAAGCAUCAGCUCUCAUAUUUCGGUUGAAAGAGAAGGAAGCAAAAAGAUCAAGCGGGAGAUGGGAAAAGUCUCCGCCUCUAGAUACCCAUGCUAUUACGCUCAGUCUGUCAAACGUUGAUAGCGACGUGCCAGGCACUAAUCAACAAAAGCCUACACGUCAAUUUGUGGCAAGUGCAGUAUUUCUUGCAUUGUCUGCGCGAACUAAUUCCAGUUUCCCCAGCGCUGUACCGUGCUAUGCUGGC
This is a messenger RNA of Microdochium trichocladiopsis, 2339 nucleotides long. RefSeq names its product choline dehydrogenase. Gene Ontology annotation, molecular function: oxidoreductase activity, acting on CH-OH group of donors; flavin adenine dinucleotide binding. The transcript is spliced from 3 exons. NCBI's taxonomy places the organism in Eukaryota, Fungi, Ascomycota, Sordariomycetes, Xylariales, Microdochiaceae. Bases 144 to 2096 code for a protein of 650 amino acids. The record is from RefSeq and is a predicted model, not a curated record.